Salvelinus fontinalis (brook trout) is the source of this 5283-nucleotide messenger RNA. Its product is annotated as zinc finger protein 664-like. Gene Ontology annotation, biological process: regulation of transcription by RNA polymerase II. The transcript has 2 exons. Gene Ontology annotation, molecular function: DNA-binding transcription factor activity, RNA polymerase II-specific; RNA polymerase II cis-regulatory region sequence-specific DNA binding. The record is from RefSeq and is a predicted model, not a curated record. Lineage: Eukaryota; Metazoa; Chordata; Actinopteri; Salmoniformes; Salmonidae. The coding region runs from base 239 to 1537 and encodes 432 amino acids.
GCUUCUUUCAACAGCAGCAACAGUUAGUCAGACACCUCCGUAGCUUGCUAGACAAAAUAGACGAACCAAUAAAGCCCUUUAGACGCGUUCGUGUAUAUUAGCCACUGUGUUUUAAACCCAGAUCUGUUGUGUAACGUAGUUAGUUAUCCGUUUUAAUAUCAUAUUUACGGUUGUUGUUAUUAGUCAGCUAGUGGGCUGGUUAAGUUAGCAUUAGCCUAGCUAUCUAACAUUCCCGACCAUGAGCUCACUAAGCUACUCUCCUCCUGCUAAAGAAGAGGAGGUCUGCUGGACGGAGAAAGAGGGACUGUGGCUGAACGUUGUCGUGAAAGAGGAAGAGGAGGAUGUCACAAUACAAAAUCAAGUAGAGGGUGAGGCUGUUACAGUGAAAGAAGAAGAGAAAGACGUUUCAGUGAAAGAAGAGGAAGACGCGUUCAGAGUGAAAGAGGAGGAUGUUACAGUAAAAGAAGAGGAGGCAGAGAAAGAGGAGGAUGCAGUUUUUGGAGUGAAAGAGGAGGAGGGGGAGAUGACUGUCACAUUGGAAGAAGAAGAGGAUGAAGAGGAGGAAACUGAAUAUCUGGGCUCGGUUUCCCAAAGGCAUGUUAAGGCGUCCAAUGGUUCUAAUGAUGAACGUGCCCUGAUUAACACUAGAGAGAGAUGUGACUAUCCUGGGUCCUCGGGGGAGUCUCAACAACAUCAUGAUGCUGAAGAUGCAGAGAAGAGUCUCUCCAGAUCAGAACACCUCAAGAAACACCAGCAGAGACACACAUUGAAUAAUCCUUACUGCUGCUCUGACUGUGAGAAGACCUGCAAAUCUAAAUCAGAACUUGAAAUACACCGGAGAAUCCACACAGGAGAAAAGCCGUACCAUUGCUCUCAUUGUGGAAUGAGUUUCUCUAGAUCAUAUUCAUUGAAAACACACCUGCUAAUUCACACAGGAGAGAAAUCUUAUAGCUGUACUCAAUGUGGGAAGAGUUUUACUACAUCUUCCAAUCUGACUAAACAUCAGAAAACACACACAACAGAGAAACCUUAUAGCUGUGAUCAAUGUGGGAAGAGUUAUGUUACAUCUAGCUAUCUGACUUUACACCAGAGAACACACACAGGAGAUAAAACGUAUAGCUGUGAUCAAUGUGGGAGGAGUUAUGUUACAUCUAGCUCUCUGACAGUACACCAGAGAACACACACAGGAGAGAAACCAUUUAGCUGUACUCAAUGUGGGAAGAGUUUUACUACAUCUAGCUCUUUGAAGGUACAUGAGAGAACACACACAGGAGAGAAACCAUGUACCUGUACUCAAUGUGGGAAGAGUUUUACUCGGUCAAGCUCCCUUGUAAUGCACCAGAGAAUACACACAGGAGAGAAACCAUAUAGCUGUAAUCAAUGUGGGAAGCGUUUUACUCAGCCAAAUGGACUGAUAUUACACCAGCGGACACACACAGGAGAGAAACCAUAUAGUUGUACUCAAUGUGGGAAGAGUUUUAUUCAGGCAAGCUGCCUGAAAGUACACCUGAGAACGCACACAGGAGAGAAAUCUUAACACUGCUCUGACUGCAAAAAAGUUUUGUUAGCUUAAUUUAAGUGAUUUAAAAUCGCACCGGAGAAUAGACACAGGAGAGAAAUCUUAUAGCUGUGAUCAAUGUGGGCAGAGUUGUACUACAUCUAGUCAUCUAAUUGUACACCAGAGAACACACACAGGAGACUUUGAUAAAAGUUCUCUGAUCAAACAUCAGAAAAUACAUAGCUGAAGGAUAUGUUUUAAUAAUGUCACAAUGUAGAACCCUAAACAUUUGUCCCCUGUUCUAUUGAUUUCAACAUGGUAUGGAAAUUAGCCUCAGGGGAAAAUCCAUGCUCUGAAAUGAAAGAGUACUAUUUAUGUGAUUUAACAAAAAGUGACUAACAAAAAAAGAGUUACACUUACCGCGUUGGUGACCUACUUGAAUCAAAAUGCAGCACUUCAAAAUGUAGCGAUCUGUUUUCUACAAAGGUUCCUCUAACACAUUAUUCCCAGAUUUCGUGUGGUUUUUGAGCUGUUUAACAGGGCGUGCAAUCUCAUCUCCCCCUUUUUCGCACAAUCUAUUUCAACAUGAUAUCGAUGAGUCAUGACAAAUACAGUGGGGCAAAAAAGUAUUUAGUCAGCCACCAAUUGUGCAAGUUCUCCCACUUAAAAAGAGGCCUGUAAUUUUCAUCAUAGGUACACUUCAACUAUGACAGACAAAAUUAGAAAAAAAAAUCCAGAAAAUCACAUUGUAGGAUUUUUAAUGAAUUUAUUUGCAUAUUAUGGUGGAAAAUAAGUAUUUGGUCAAUAACAAAAGUUUCUCAAUACUUUGUUAUAUACCCUUUGUUGGCAAUGACAGAGGUCAAACGUUUUCUGUAAGUCUUCACAAGGUUUUCACACACUGUUGCUGGUAUUUUGGCCCAUUCCUCCAUGCAGAUCUCCUCUAGAGCAGUGAUGUUUUGGGGCUGUUGCUGGGCAACACAGACUUUCAACUCCCUCCAAAGAUUUUCUAUGGGGUUGAGAUCUGGAGACUGGCUAGGCCACUCCAGGACCUUGAAAUGCUUCUUACGAAGCCACUCCUUCGUUGCCCGGGUGGUGUGUUUGGGAUCAUUGUCAUGCUGAAAGAACCAGCCACAUUUCAUCUUCAAUGCCCUUGCUGAUGGAAGGAGGUUUUCACUCAAAAUCUCACGAUACAUGGCCCCAUUAAUUAUUUCCUUUACACGGAUCAGUCAUCCUGGUCCCUUUGCAGAAAAACAGCCCCAAAGCGUGAUGUUUCCACCCCCAUGCUUAACAGUAGGUAUGGUGUUCUUUGGAUGCAACUCAGCAUUCUUUGUCCUCCAAACACAACGAGUUUAUUUUUUUUACCACAAAGUUCUAUUUUGGUUUCAUCUGACCAUAUGACAUUCUCCCAAUCUUCUUCUGGAUCAUCCAAAUGCUCUCUAGCAAACUUCAAACGGGCCUGGACAUGUACUGGCUUAAGCAGGGGGACACGUCUGGCACUGCAGGAUUUGAGUCCCUGGCGGUGUAGUGUGUUACUGAUGGUAGGCUUUGUUACUUUGGUCCCAGCUCUCUGCAGGUCAUUCACUAGGUCCCCCCGUGUGGUUCUGGGAUUUUUGCGAUCAAUUUGAUCCCACGGGGUGAGAUCUUGCGUGGAGCCCUAGAUCGAGGGAGAUUAUCAGUGGUCUUGUAUGUCUUCCAUUUCCUAAUAAUUGCUCCCACAGUUGAUUUCUUCAAACCAAGCUGCUUACCUAUUGCAGAUUCAGUCUUCCCAGCCUGGUGCAGGUCUACAAUUUUGUUUCUGGUGUCCUUUGACAGCUCUUAGGUCUUGGCCAUAGUGGAGUGUGACUGUUUGAGGUUGUGGACAGGUGUCUUUUAUACUGAUAACAAGUUCAAACAGGUGCCAUCAAUACAGGUAACGAGUGGAGGACAGAGGAGCCUCUUAAAGAAGAAGUUACAGGUCUGUGAGAGUCAGAAAUCUGGCUUGUUUGUAGGUGACCAAAUACUUAUUUUCCACCAUAAUUUGCAAAUAAAUUCAUUAAAAAUCCUACAAUGUGAUUUUCUGGAUUUUUUUUCUAAUUUUGUCUGUCAUAGUUGAAGUGUACCUAUGAUGAAAAUUACAGGCCUCUCUCAUCUUUUUAAGUGGGAGAACUUGCACAUUUGGUGGCUGACUAAAUACUUUUUUGACCCACUAAGUGUUGCAUUCCUUUGUUUAGCGACCCCUACAUUUCAAUGCACCACUCCAAAAUGUAACGGACUUUCUUCUGCAGGUUGUCCUCUAACCAGUGAGGUAAAAGAUAUCUCCCAUUUCCAUGUGUUUUUUUAGUUGUGUUAUUUUCAACAGCACGUACAACCUGAUUUCCCCCCUAAUUGAUAACAGUGAUUUAUUGCUACUUGUCUUUAUGGUCGUUUUUUUCAAUUACUUGAAAACCACUUAAUUUCAACGUACUUGCAGCCUAUACACAUGGACGCAGUAUAAUAAAUUGGUCUAUAAUCAUUUUUAUUAACAAUCUUACAUCAGUCCAGUAUUUCUUUACAACAUCCAAGUGCUAAUUGUCUUUAUUCCAUUACUGAAGAAGCAGGACUGAAAUCACCUCAUAUUUCAAACAUCCAGCAUGACAAAAGAUAAAUGUUUUGUUAUUCCAUGCCUCACCAUUAAGUGAAUUAUUGCCAACACAUAUUAACAAAGGGGUGUACAUUUGGUUUUGAUAUUUCAUCUUUACAAGUCAUGUAACAUUUAGUAAUCGUAAUUAUUUAUGCUACCAACUGACAAUUUUUGGGUACUAUUAUAUUGAUGUUGUUGCCCUGCUUUUAGAACAUCAGGGUUCAUUCUCAAUGUGCCAACCCAAAUGUACUAGAGCAUGACAUUGGGGACUGGGCCCCGAUCCAACAACAUGCCUAUCGAGUGAACCCUGAAAAGGGAGAGAAGCUCCGCAGUGAGGUGGAACUUUACUAUGGAUAUUGCAGGAGUUGGUUGCUGAUUGUCUCAAGGGUGGGCAGUCAACACGUUUUGCGUUUAGCCAGUGCGUUGCCAUUGAUCCCAAUUUAUUUUGACUGCACGUUUGUCUGUAUUGGUGAUUAGUUUUGUUUGGGCUCGUUUCAAGGGGACAAGAGUCCUAGAAGCUAGUGAGUUUUAGGAAGACGAGAAUUCUAGUGGGGGAAAAAUUGGAUAUAUUUGUUGUCUUUGGUUUUCCAUUUAUGUUUUUAGGUUGGACUUUAGCACGUAUAGGUCGUUAGCACGUAGGAAGCACUGAUUGGUGUCACCUCUUUAGUCAGUAUGUGUUACACCUGGGCUGGCUUGUCCAUCUCGUUAGUGGGAAGGUGGUUCACCUGAGCUGGUCCAGGUUCUAUUUAAGAGUGUCUGGCCUAGUGCUCCAGUUGUCUUGAUAGAUGUGGAGAGUUAACACCUUUAGUUGAACUACCUUUUUUGGUCCUUUAAGUUUUGUUUCCCUCUUCUUGGACAGAUUUAGUAAGUCUCAUGGUGGGUGUCUUUUAUGCCCCAGUUGUUUUACGAGUCAACUUUCAGUGGACACUCUCAUAGUGUCUUUCAGAACCCCUUCUAAAAAACAAGCUUGUAUUUUGGGUUGGAUAUUGCAUCGAAUUAAUAUAUUAAAUCAAUGGCAUUUCCUUAGGGUGCCCAUUAGUCUUUCAGUUGUUAGCCCUCUGUUCUGUACUAAAUAUUUCUGUUUAUUUUCAUUUUAUUAUUUGUUUUUUCCUGUGAAGCCAUUGUGUUGCAACCAUGUCUGAAAUGUGCUGUAAAAAUAAAGCUUGAGUUGAUUUCAACAAAUUAA